Nymphalis io (European peacock) is the source of this 1857-nucleotide messenger RNA. It is a transcript of the gene sqd, whose product is annotated as RNA-binding protein squid. Gene Ontology annotation, biological process: regulation of gene expression. Gene Ontology annotation, cellular component: nucleoplasm. The coding region runs from base 441 to 1154 and encodes 237 amino acids. The record is from RefSeq and is a predicted model, not a curated record. Gene Ontology annotation, molecular function: RNA binding. Lineage: Eukaryota; Metazoa; Arthropoda; Insecta; Lepidoptera; Nymphalidae. The transcript is spliced from 10 exons.
UCUUUCAUUCUUCUGCAUUUGGCAUUCAGCGUUGAAGGUCGUAUUUAGACCUUAGAUUUAGUUUAUUGUUACUUUAAGUCUAAAUAUAGUAAUAAUAAUGGCAAAUAACGAUAAUUUUGCACAAGACGUUACUGAAAAUCAAGUGAAUGGAAAUGCGGAAAACGGUGGCGGUGAUGGCCAAGAACAUAACAGUGCAGAUGCUCCAGGACGCGAUGACGACAGGUGUGAGCCUGCGCCGCCGCCGCAGCUGCCGCCGGAGGACGUCAUGAAAGCUUUUUGUGGGAGGCCUGAGCUGGGAAACCACAGAUAAGGAAUUACGUGAUCACUUCAGUGCUUAUGGAGAGAUUGAAAGUAUCAAUGUCAAGACAGACCCAAACACUGGCAGAUCACGAGGCUUCGCUUUUAUCGUAUUCAAGGCUCCAGAUUCUAUUGAUAAAGUGAUGGCUGCCGGGGAUCACACUAUUAACAAUAAGAAAGUAGACCCUAAGAAGGCAAAGGCGAGGCAUGGCAAAAUAUUCGUUGGAGGUCUCAGCAGUGAAAUUUCUGAUGAGGAAAUUAAAAGCUUCUUCAAUAACUUUGGAACAGUUAUAGAUGUGGAGAUGCCUUUUGAUAAAACAAAGAACCAAAGGAAAGGUUUCUGUUUUAUCACAUUUGAGUCUGAGCAGGUGGUCAAUGAACUUCUGAAGACUCCCAAACAAACUAUUGGAGGCAAGGAGGUUGACGUUAAGAGGGCGACACCGAAACCAGACGGACCCGGGGGAAUGGGAGGGCGUGGCGGCCGAGGCGGAAGGGGUGCUCGUGGCGGGCGUGGGGGCCGUGGUGGCUACGGUGGCCAAGGGGCCUGGGGCAACCAGGGCUAUGGCGGCUAUGGCUACGGCCAGGGAGGAUACGGCGGCGGAUACGACGGUUACGGCUAUGGUGGAUACGGCUACGACGGCUACGGGGGCUACGGUGGAUACGAUUACUCCGGAUACCCCAAUUACGACUAUGGCGGGUACGGAGGGUACGAGGGCGGCUACGGCGCGCGCGCGGCUCCACGCGGGAAAGAAACAGAAGGCAGACAAGCGGAGGGCCGAUCUGAUGCAGGCUAUCAAGGCGGCAAGCAGCGCGGGGGCGGCGGCGGUCGCGCCAACCAGAGGCACCAGCCCUACUAAACACAAACCAGUACCUGCCGAUAGUCAUCUCAGUCCAAUAGUAAGAUUAAGUGAUCGGUCGUGCGCGUCCCCCGCGCCGCAGCCGCCGCAGCCGCCGCCGCCGCCGCGCCGGGGACGCGACAUUCCAUUCCACAUAAUUAAUAUUUAAGAAAUCUUUUUAAGAAAAUUUUUAAGGAUAAAAAGUACGUCGUAUGUGACGUGACCGCAUCCGGAGCGGUCGUUGCAUUAAAUUAAUAUAAUAUAGUAUGGAUUAAUAGAUUAACUUGAGUAUUAUUGCUGAUUAGAUUCAAUUUUGACAUUAUAGUAUCGAAAUCUUACCUUUUGAACUGAUUCUUAGAGUAAUAAUUAUACAGAGCUUAAAGUUAGAGUUACGGUCUCCGACGGCGCGCCGGGUCCGUGUGUGCGUGCGUGCGUGCGUGCGUGUGUGUGUGCGUGCGUGCGUGUGAGCAGCCGCCCUCCACUCAGCGAUGAUUGUUCUGGAUCUCAUUGCAGAAAAUGUUGUAGAUUUUUUGUAAUUUUUAAUUUUGGUAAUCGAACAAGAAAAUAGAAUCAUGUAUUUUAUACAAACUAGUUGUUUCUUCCGAUGAAUAGGGAUGAAAUUAGCGUAAGUGAUCGGACAUGAACAAAACUUCUGGAGAUAUACGAGUUGUGUAUGUCUAAAUAAAACAAAUAUGUAAAUAAAAUGUUGACUUUUUUGUCUGUC